GCGGGCUCUGGGGCUCCGGGAAUGCGCGCGCGGGCGCGGCGAGGGUCUUAUGCAGGGGCCCACGGCAGCGCUGCUCCUGAGGGCGGGGGAGUUGGGGGCCACACAGCCGGACUCCACCUCCUGGUACCGCCAGGAGGGUGGCCCAGUGUGCAGCUGGCCGCGGAAGCCGCAGCCGCUCGAGUGCCGCGCAACUUCCCCCGCCCCAUGGCCCAAGGCGCGCCACUCAGAGUUCCGGCUUCCAGAGAAGGGUCCGGCGCACGGCCAAGACUGGGUCUGCAGCCCAGCCUCAGCGCGCCGGCUAAACUGCGCCCUCCAGCCCUCGACCCACGACAGCCACGCCCAGGGCGCCGAGGAUCCCCGCCCUCCUGGGCCCUCGCUUACCCCGGCCCAGGAGGACGCCCCGCCCCAGGACGGUUCUCUUGUCCUUUGGCGAGGAUUCUCCAAGGCGUCUCAACACAUGGGCCGGCUCAGAAACGCCAAGAUCCACGUGGAGAGAGCUGUCAAGCAGAAGAAGAUCUUUAUGAUCCAAGGUCGCUACCCUGUGAUCCGUUGCCUCUUGCGCCAAAGGGGCUGGGUGGAGAAGAAGAUGGUUCAUCACUUGGGUACCACUUUGCCACAACCACAUAAGGAUCUGGACAGCUCAGUAAUGGGUGACAGUGACACGACGGAGGAAGAGGAUGAAGAUGAGGAGGAGGCAUUCCGGCCACCACAGCUGUUUGACUUUGAUGAGUUAUUGGAAUUUGAUGACCUACAUGGGAAACACGCUCUGAUGUCACGUAUGGUUCGGAACGAGAUCCCCUACUUCAUCUGGACUACUCGUCGGGACAUCCUAGACUGUCGCUUCCUCUCCAAGGAUCAGAUGAUAAACCACUAUGCUCGGGCAGGCUCCUUUACCACAAAGGUGGGUCUGUGUCUCAAUCUCCGGAAUUUGCCGUGGUUUGAUGAGGCUGAUGCCGACUCCUUCUUCCCGCGCUGCUACCGCCUGGGGGCUGAGGAUGACAAAAAGGCCUUCAUAGAGGACUUCUGGCUGACAGCUGCCCGCAACGUUCUCAAGCUGGUGGUAAAGUGCGAGUGGAAGUCAAACUCUGUCGAUGAAGGAGAGGCCCCAAGAGACAAGCAGCCGAAGAAACAGGAGAAGAAGCCAGUGUUGGUGUCCCCAGAGUUUGUGGAUGAGGCUCUGUGUGCCUGCGAGGAGCACCUUAACAACCUGGCGCAUAUGGACAUCGACAAGGAUGUGGAGGCCCCGCUCCACCUGAGCCCUGAGGGCUGGUCCCUCUUUCUCCAACGCUACUACCAAGUGGUCCACGAGGGGGCAGAACUCAGGUACCUCGACACUCAGGUCCAGCGCUGUGAGGACAUCCUGCAGCAGCUGCGGGCUGUGGUGCCCCAGAUGGACAUGGAAGGAGAUCGCAACAUCUGGAUCGUGAAGCCGGGAGCCAAGUCCCGUGGACGAGGUAUCAUGUGCAUGGACCACCUGGAGGAAAUGCUGAAGCUGGUGGACUGCAACCCCAUGAUGAUGAAGGACGGCAAGUGGGUGGUGCAGAAGUAUAUCGAGCGGCCCUUGCUCAUCUUUGGCACCAAAUUUGAUCUGAGGCAGUGGUUCCUGGUGACUGACUGGAACCCACUUACUGUGUGGUUCUACCGUGACAGCUACAUCCGCUUCUCCACACAGCCCUUCUCCCUGAAGAACCUGGACAACUCUGUGCACCUGUGCAACAACUCCAUCCAGAAGCACCUGGAGAAUUCAUGCCACCGGCACCCACUGCUGCCCGCAGACAACAUGUGGUCAAGCCAGAAAUUCCAGGCCCACCUGCAGGAGACGGGGGCCCCGAACGCCUGGUCCACUGUCAUCGUGCCCGGCAUGAAGGCCGCAGUGAUCCACGCCCUGCAGACCUCCCAGGACACCGUGCAGUGUCGGAAGGCCAGCUUCGAGCUCUACGGUGCUGACUUUGUUUUUGGUGAGGACUUCCAGCCCUGGCUGAUCGAGAUCAAUGCCAGCCCCACCAUGGCACCCUCCACAGCUGUCACCGCCAGGCUCUGUGCCGGUGUGCAGGCAGACACCCUGCGUGUGGUCAUCGACCGGCGACUGGACCGCAACUGUGACACGGGGGCCUUCGAGCUCAUCUACAAGCAGCCUGCCGUGGAGGUGCCCCAGUAUGUGGGUAUCCGGCUUCUAGUAGAGGGCUCCACCAUCAAGAAGCCCCUGGCGAUGAUGAGUCACCGGCGGAUGGCCGUCCGCCCAGCCCUCCCUCACCUGCUGGCCCCGAGAGGCUCUGGGGAAACCCCUUACCAUUUCCCAAGCCUUCACAGCAAGGCCCGGCUGCCUUCUCCCCAUGUGCCCUGGCCCCAGGGGCAGGUCCUCAGACUACAGCACAGCAAGCUGGCGGGCACUAAGGCCCUGUCAACUACAGACAAGGCCUUGAUGACUCUACCAACUGCCAAGGUUUUGAUUUCCCUCCCACCUAACCCUGAGCUCAAGCUGGCACCCAACGCCCUGAAACCAAGAAAGGUGGGCCUCAAACUCACCUUCAUGGUCCCCACUUUGGAAGUAAUGUGUGGUCUCAACCCUUUGAAGACGGAAAUCUUCCUAGCAUCUGUAGGAAGAGCAAGACCAAAGGCAAAUGCAAGGCCAGACUGUGACAGACCAAAGGCCGAGACACACCUCAUGACAACACUGAGCCUUCCAGGGCCUCUGACCCUUAUCACAGACCGGGGUUUGGAGGGCACAAGGGACAUGUGGCCACAGAAGCUCUUGCUUCCAUCACCACUACCCUUAUCCUGGAUGCAGCGCCAAAUAAAAAAGAGCAAAUGAGGUCUUCGA
Molecule: messenger RNA, 2821 nt
Organism: Capra hircus (goat)
Lineage: Eukaryota; Metazoa; Chordata; Mammalia; Artiodactyla; Bovidae
Product: tubulin monoglycylase TTLL3
Biological process (GO): cilium assembly; protein modification process; cilium movement
Cellular component (GO): cilium
Source: RefSeq, a predicted model, not a curated record